UUAUGUCCUGCAUCUCACGGCCAUGGCUGCUUGCUCAAAACGGAAUAUUUAUUAGGCUGCAGCAUGUGUCUGGGCAGACUGGGGUAGCCCUGCACUCUCCGCCGCUGUGCAGAGAUAAGGGGGGGUGUGGAUUGCAUUUGCUUAUCGCUCGCUCUCCUCCUCCUCGAGGGGUGAAGGCCACCAUGUGCGAGUGAGGAGAGCCAGGGCCUCGCCGGCUGCCCCCCCGUCCCCCCGCCAGCCAUCACCUGUCCCAGCCUGUCCUCCUCUCACACGCUUAUAUGGGCACGGCAGGAUGGCAUCUUGUGACGCCACGCUGCUAAAAACAGCCCCGGCUCCCUUCGGCCCCUCGUUUAAACAAUGUCCUCCGGCCAGAGCAACCCAGAGAGCCUCUGAUCGCAGCACAGCCUUGGACUUAUUUCAAGGGAAAUUAAGCCGGAAACCCCUCCGCGAGGCCGUGAUCCUGAGCGUAUGCCUCUGGAAAAGCUAGGGAUGAGCACCUCCCUGAACUACAAGUCCUUCUCCAAAGAGCAGCAAACCAUGGAUAACCUGGAGAAACAGCUGAUUUGUCCCAUCUGCCUGGAGAUGUUCACCAAGCCUGUGGUCAUCCUGCCCUGUCAGCACAACCUCUGUCGGAAAUGCGCCAGUGAUAUUUUCCAGGCCUCCAACCCCUACCUGCCGACCAGGGGAGGCACAACCAUGGCGUCGGGAGGCCGCUUUCGCUGUCCCUCCUGUAGGCAUGAAGUGGUCCUCGACCGGCACGGCGUCUAUGGGCUGCAGAGGAACCUGCUGGUGGAGAACAUCAUCGACAUCUACAAGCAGGAGUCCACAAGACCCGAAAAGAAGUGUGACCAGCCAAUGUGCGAAGAGCAUGAAGACGAGAGAAUUAAUAUCUAUUGUUUGAACUGUGAAAUGCCCACCUGCUCCUUGUGCAAAGUCUUUGGUGCCCACAAAGACUGUCAAGUUGCUCCUCUCACAAACGUUUACCAGCAACAGAAGUCCGAGCUAAGUGACGGCAUUGCAGUCCUGGUGGGGAGCAACGACAGAGUGCAAGGGAUAGUCACACAGCUGGAGGAGACCUGCAAGACAGUUGAGGAAUCUUGCAGACGACAGAAAGAGCAACUGUGUGAAAAAUUUGAUUAUCUCUAUUCUGUACUGGAAGAAAGAAAAAAUGAGAUGACACAAAUAAUCACUAGAACCCAAGAGGAAAAACUGGAACAUGUCCGCUCCCUGAUGAAGAAGUAUGCGGAUCAUUUGGAAGCUGUGUCAAAGCUGGUUGAAUCAGGAAUCCAGUUCAUGGAAGAACCAGAAAUGGCCGUGUUUUUGCAGAAUGCCAAAACAUUGCUACAAAAAAUUACUGAAGCAUCUAAAGGAUUUCAAAUGGAAAAAAUAGAGGAUGGGUAUGAAAAUAUGAACCAAUUCACAGUGAACCUCAGUAGAGAAGAAAAAAUAAUACGAGAAAUUGAUUUUGACAGAGAGGAGGAGGGGGAAGAAGAAGAGGAGGAGAUGGUGGAUGGUGAAGAUCUGGAUGAAGUCCACACAGAGUCAUCAGGAGAGGAGGAGGAGGAACAUGUGGAGGAGGAAGGGGCUGAGAGAGCAUCACAACCACCUCAGCAGGACCCUGAACCACAGAGCACAGCAGGAGAGCCCCCGGCUGAACCCCCCGCGGCGCCACUGCCCGCCGCCCCAGCUGGUCAGGAUGAGGUUGUGACACCAAGUGGUUCUCAACAGACCCCAGAGUCUGACACUCAAGUGCCGACCACAGCAGAAACCAUCGAUCCCUUGUUUUACCCUAGCUGGUAUAAGGCUCAGUCGCGGCAAUCAAGCAGUCCGAGCUCAACCCCAGUGAGUGGGUUGGGGAAAGUAGGGCCUCCUGUUUCUCUGGAAACAAGUGCAAAGAAGGCAGAAGCUCCAGCAGCGGCAGCGAUUGAGGAGAGUGCACCAGGGAGUGGUAAGGAAAGUAAUGCCACUGCAGCGACAUCCAAGGAGUUAGCAUUCUGCAUAUCACUUUUGGCAUUUCUUAUCAUACUACACCAUCUUUGGAAUCUGAUUCAAUACAUGAUUUGUACUUUCAUGGACUGGUUCUGAACCAUCCCCUAAAGGACGAGUGGAGGAAACUCCUGUGAGCAAUGAGAGAGGUGACGAGCCGGCUCGUCAUGUCUUCUCCUUCUCCUGGUUGAACUCACUGAAUGAAUGAUGACUCACUCCGGCUGGCUUCUGGUGUGCUUCUCCUCUGAGGGACCGUGAGGGCAGGCAGCCUGGCUGCAGUCAACAAAGAAACUGGCCUGGAAAGGGUCAUCCGAGCAGGUUUCGUUCCCAGAAACUCAGUUGACCUCCACAUCGGACCCGGCCUUUGACAUGACAGAGUCCUAAGAGGGAUGGGACAUGGGGAAAAAUUGCUAUACUGUAUUGUAGUUAGAGUGUUUUCCAACAAUUUCUUGUUUUGAAGGGGAAAAUAGCAUCACUACAGCUGUAGGCUGAGCACCGCUAAUGUUUUGUUAUUCACUUUUUGGCAUGUCCCCGUGUAGGUGUAAAUGCUUCACCAAUGUUGUUAGCUAAAAUGCUGGUAAGAUAUUCACUAGUAGCAUCCUUUGCCAACACAGUGUUUCUCCUCAGUACCCUCCUGCAUCCCUGCUCAUUGGUGCUGGUGACUUCAGUAACACUAUUGUGCCCUCGGCACCCCCAAGUCAGGGCUGUAUCUAAGCACCUCCCUGCAGUCACUCAUGGUCCCCAGGGUACCAGUGCCUCCCCAGCUGCAGAGGCUGAACACAGGAGGGGAGAGGGAAGCUACCAUUUCUUGUUUUGUACUUGCUUUUCCUGCUAAGCCACAACAGAAGAUGCUCACAUAAACAGGUUAUUUGUAGGGAAGGUGCCCGGGAAGAUGCACACGCCAAAAGCACUGUCCGAGCCCCCAUGAAUGGAUGCGGAACACAGCUCUGACCAUGUGGGGCAGACGCUAGAGUGCUGCCCAUGUUGUUGUGGUUUUACCCCAGCCAGCAGCUGAGGACCACGCAGCCGCUCGCUCAAUCCCCCCCAUCGGGAUGGGGGAGAGAAUUGGAAAAGUUAAAGUGAGAAAACUCGUGGGUUGAGAUACAGACAGUUUAAUAGGUAAAGCAAAAGCCACGCACACAAGCAAAGCAAAACAAGGAAUUCAUUCACCACUUCCCAUGGGCAGGCAGGAGUUCAGCCAUCUCCAGGAAAGCAGGGCUCCAUCACACGUAACGGUUACUUGGGAAGACAAACGCCAUCACUCUGAAUGUCGCUGCCCCCCCCCCCCCUUCCCCCAAGCUCCUUAUAAACUGAGCAUGACAUCAUAUGGUAUGGAAUAUCCCUUUGGUCAGUUUGGGUCACCUGUCCUGUCUGUGUCUCCUCCCAACUUCUUGUGUACCCCCAGCCAUCCCGCUGGCAGGGCAGUGCAAGAAGCAGAAAAGGCCUUGGCUCUGUGUAAGCACUGCUCAACAACAGGUCCAUAGAACAAAAACAUCUCUAUAUUAUCAAUGCUGUCUCCAGCACAAAUCCAAAACAUAUUCCCACACUAGCUACUAUGAAGAAAAUCAACCCUCUCAGCUGAAACCAGGACAGAUGUCUGUCCAGCCGUAAUCUGUGUCUAUGUCUUCUCGGUCAUCUGUGUGUGCAGGAAAAGGGGCAUGUUCUUGCAUGAAACCAGAACGGGGUGAGGUGGUCACAGGUAUUCGUUGAAAGGUUUAAUUUGGAGGCCCCAAGGUGCACUGUAGAAAAGGCAAAUGUCGAAUGUCGUGUUCCAUGUGCAUGGAAGAUGUUGAGCCAUCUAAUGAAACCAAAUUUGUGUCUUAAAAGAAGCUCUACAAGUUGUACUGAAGGUGACACUCUGCAAGUUUUGUCACUGGGGACAGGGUGUCAGCACUCAGUAGUGUUUAAGAGAGGCUAUCAGGUUGCAGGGAGUGCUUGGUGCCUAAGGGACCAGGUGUCAUGCUCUGUGCUAGGCUUAAGUGUGGAUCUCUCCAGAGCCCAGAGGCAGGCCCUCAACACACCGUUUUGGCAGGGGACAGUGUCGGGCCGUAGGGCUGCACUGCACCCCAGCAGGACUGGUGAGCUGGCAGCGCCGGAAGGCAGCGCCUGGUUAGCAGGCUGUGAGGGGUCAACCCCAGUCCCGGCAAUCCCAUGCUCCAGGGCUGAGUCACAUUAAUCCUCAUUUGUGUCUGUUUCCCCUGGAAAAUGCUACUGUGAGAGAAGUUUUGGAGGGCUGCAUAGGCGAGCUCCGUGCCAAGCUUUGAGGUGCGCACAGCCCAGAGUGACCACCGCUCCGCACCACCACCGCCACCGCAUUGCUCUGCAGCUGCUGGAGCAGGUUUUCCCUGGGAUGUGGUUCGGGGUGAGGGAUUUCCUAUUUUCUCCCCGUUGUCCUAGAGGAUUUCCUCCAGUUCCUCCCAGGAAGUUUCUCCACAUGCACCGCCACCUCCCCAGCGCCCCUGGAAGGGACUCGGCUUGGGCACCAUCACCGGGACAGAGGGAGCCGAAGCAGGGAGGAACUUGCCCUUUUGGGGUGCGGGGAGGAUAAGCAGAGCUAGAAAGAAAACACAAAAGAGAUGCGGGAGUGCCUCACCCGUUUCCCAUCGCUGCGCUCUGGCAGGAGGAGGCUGCCCGGCCCCGGCCGCAGCGGCAGGAGCCGAGGAGCCCCCUCGGGGUGCUGCUGAGGUGGGAGUCAGCAGGGCUGGGGGCGACCGACCGGCCCCCGACACCCCCCCACCGUCCCCGGGAGCAGCCUGUGCCGAGGGCAGCGGCGUGGGGCAGCUCCUGCGGAGCGCCCGGGGCCGGCGGCACGUCGGGGCGAGCCUCUGGGAGAGCCCGCAGGGACGGGGAGGCGAAAAACAUCCCCGGGGGUUAUUUAGGGCUCCCUGAGGCUCUGGGUAUCCGCGGCCGUAGGUGCCCCCACACACACACACCCCCGCCCCGGUAAGCGCUGAGGGAGGCGGAGCAGCCCUCAGGCGUCCAGGCAAGAAAGUCUAUCAAGCCAUCUUUACUUUGCAGCUUUUAUUAAAAAUAUAAAUAUUAAACAUUCUCUUACACAACAAAA
Messenger RNA from Grus americana (Whooping crane), 5050 nucleotides. It is a transcript of the gene TRIM55, whose product is annotated as tripartite motif containing 55. The transcript is spliced from 11 exons. Gene Ontology annotation, molecular function: zinc ion binding. NCBI's taxonomy places the organism in Eukaryota, Metazoa, Chordata, Aves, Gruiformes, Gruidae. The record is from RefSeq and is a predicted model, not a curated record. The coding region runs from base 469 to 2085 and encodes 538 amino acids.